AUGGAAAUGUUGCAGCCGCUCAAGCAAUCUCUCAACAUGGAUCCCAGCCCCAUUUCUCCCAGGUUGCAGAACAUGCCCAGCCCGAGCAAGGCCAGUGGGGUUACCACCUCUUGGGGCAACAUUCCUCAUGGAGGCCGACCUUCACAGACCUCGGUCAACGGCAGCAUGGUCACCGUUGACGAAUCGGUUGUGGCGUCAGACCGCCAACGAGCUCAGGAUGAAAUGGAAAUGCUCUAUGCGGCAGUUAUGGAGCAUGAUGCCCAGAAGGCCUCCGGAGUUAGUGUCGCCGCGAGAGAUGCGGACUCGCAGACCAACUCUCCGGAUAGCCAGUACACCAAUCCGUUCACCGAUCGACAUGCAUCGCAGGCCACAGAACACUCGUACAGAGAGCCAUUACAGUCUCCUAAGUCUCCCAAGUCGAGUGGAUCUCGCCUGUCCAAGCUGUUCAGCUCAAAGUCGCAAUCAAAUCCCGACGGAGGCAAGCUGCGGUCUCCCCGAUUCCCCCUCCGCAAGCUGGGGAUUUCCUCGCCGCUCGCUUCACCAGAUAGGAGCGCAUCUACGUCUUAUGGCCAUGAGCAAGCACCUCUCUCUCCGCGAUUUUAUAACCCCGGGCCCCCUCCAACUGCGCCGCGACCAGGUCCUGCGACAGCACAGAUAAUGCCUCCCACUGGUCAAAUCCGUGCACCACCUACUCCCCUAAAUCUGUCCACUGUGGGCCAGCCUCCGUCUAACCUGCCAUUCCGUGAUGCAUAUCCCUUACAAAGCGCACCGGCAACGAAGACUACCAUUUUAGAACGCCCGAUGAAGACACGUAAUGGACCAGUCACCGGCAUGCCUACACCAUACAGUGCUUACAUGCCCUUCACCCCAGUAACACCAUUCACACCUGGGCGAACAGUGACAAAGCGCGAGCGCAGACGCGAAGAGCGUGAAAACGGCCUUCGAGUAUUGAACGAAGAUGAUUUGGUCAAGGAUGACAAGGACAUGUGGGGAUGA
Messenger RNA from Penicillium canariense, 996 nucleotides. RefSeq lists its product as uncharacterized. Lineage: Eukaryota; Fungi; Ascomycota; Eurotiomycetes; Eurotiales; Aspergillaceae. The transcript has a single exon. The coding region runs from base 1 to 996 and encodes 331 amino acids. The record is from RefSeq and is a predicted model, not a curated record.